AUGCGACACAUUUUCGAGAAUGGAGAUGAUGUUUCCAAAAUUAGGAAAAGUUUGGAAUUGGGCCAAGAAUUUUUGAGUGGAAAUUGGAAUUUUUUGGAGGAAAAGGAUAUCGAAAUUCGAAAAAUAUUGUGAGUUUCAGGGAUUUUUCGAGGUGAAAUUGAUCGAAAAGUAUGAAAUUAUAAAUAAAAAUUUUAAAAUCUAAUUUUCAGAGGCGGACAAUCAAAUUUACUACAUCUGGUUUCCACAAAUAAUCCGAAAAAACUUCGACCUGAUGAACCUGCGAAAUUCCUUGUUCGAAUUCAUUGCCAACCUUUGACAGCUCAACAAAUUGCACAAGAUGUUCUAGUUUUUGCAGUUUUGGCUGAACGUGGUCUCGGACCAAAAAUAUAUGGAUUUUUUGAGGGAGGAAGAUUGGAAGAAUAUUUGGAGAGUCGGACUUUUAAUGAGAGUGAUGUCAGAAUUGAAGAGUUCGUUUUAUUUUCUUUUUUUUUCAUUAAAAACAAAAAAAUCUAUAGAAAUGCUCAUAAAAUUGGUGAAACUUAUCGCAAAUUUCAUUCGCUUCAACUCCCGAUUUCAAAAAAACCUCAAGCAAUUUUAAAAAUGCGAGAAUGGCUUGAAGAUUUCAAAAAUCUUGGAGGCGAAUAUCACGAAGUUAUUCAAAAUCAAGUCGAUUUCCCUGAAGCUCCCAAGAUUCUAACAAUCAAUGAUUUACAAAAUGAAUUGGAUGAAUUUGAAAAAAUGUGCGGGAUUUUUGAGGAUACUGUGGUUUUCAGUCAUAAUGAUUUGGCGGUAAUUAAUUAACAUUUUAAUAAUUUGAACUUAAAAUUGAAAAAAAAAUGAAUUUUCAGGCGAUGAAUAUUUUGGAACUGAAUGAUUCGAAUGAUUUGAUAUUCAUUGAUUUCGAAUAUGCCUCUUAUAAUUGGCGGUGAGUUAAAGGGUUGGUCCUCCGCCAAGGAAUCUUGCUUGGUUUAGAUAAGAAUAAGGUGCUCCUGGAAGGUUCCAGUUUUAGAAAAAAUUCUAAUAUCAAUUAAGCCCAUGUUUUUCCUCAAAAACACAAGCGAGUUAAAACCUACGAAAUAAAGCAUGUAAAUGCGCUCUAGCGCACAACUUGUUUUUGAAUUUUUGUGUGUGUGUUUGCACACAACUUUUAAAAUAACACGGUGACGCCUUUUUGCAGACGAUUUUUUCACCAGGAAAGCACCAACCCUUUAAUUAAUUAAUUAAUUUGAAAAAUAAUUAAUACACUUAAUUUCAGAGGUUUCGAUUUGGGAAUGCAUUUAUCGGAACAUGCAUACGAUUAUCGAACUACAGUACCACCUUUUUAUAUGGUAAAUAAUUAUAAAAAGAUAACCAAAAAAUCGAUUUUGAUACAAAAAUUCAAUUUCUUGAUGUUUCCCAAGCUUUUCCACGUCAUAACUCCCAAAAUGUACAUAUUUGCAGCUUGAUGCUUCAAUGUACGAAAACAAUCCAAAUGUUCGAAUUGUUUGCUCUUCAUAUCUCAAAAAUACCCGUGAUUCAGUCGAAGAUUUGAUCGAAGAAUGUCAAUUCUUCUGGUCACUUUGCAAUAUGUUUUUCGGAAUUUGGUCACUUCGAAAUUAUACGGUGAGACUUUUCUUCUUUUUUCUGUUGAAAUAGUUCAACUUUCGUAGGCAAAAAUCGAUAAUGGUAUAGAUUUACGAUCGAAUGCAAGUGAUCGAUUCGCUUUGUAUUUUCAUAUGAAGAAUAGAUCGAUCGAGAUUUUCGAAAAUAGAAAAAAUUACUAA
This is a messenger RNA of Caenorhabditis angaria, 1763 nucleotides long. The record is from the annotation of a GenBank genome assembly. NCBI's taxonomy places the organism in Eukaryota, Metazoa, Nematoda, Chromadorea, Rhabditida, Rhabditidae.